UCGAGACCAGUCCGUCACGGAACGCCGUUGGGUGAGGUCGUCGUCCUGCGGCCCCGCGCAACUCUCCUGAAAACAAACGACAGUCGCUCCAAACUAGGGCGCCCCCAAAGUGGUCGGUUACUUCGAUCGUUAUUAAUUGGCAGAGGUAUACUUUCGUAACGUACCGCGAUCGCGGUUUCGGAGGACACUCGCAGCCGCGAGACCGCGAACGCCGCCGGGUCCUGGGCGCAUGCGCCGGGCGCGCCGGCCGAAGAGGGCACACCCGAGACCCGAGAGGGGCCCGCUUCACCCUGGGUGGCAGGAGCUCCGCGAAGAUGGUGCGCGGUCUCUCGCAGUGGACAAAGACUCUGAGCUUCCCGGCGAGGGUGUCGCCCCAGCGGCCCGCCAAGGAGAACAAGGCCUUUCCCGUCAGUCCCAGCGCCAGCCCCACCUCGCCGCCCAGCCCCGUCAACGACAACAUGGAGAAAGCGCCCAUCAUCACCGACGAGAACUUCCAAGACUUGGAAGCUGAGAAGGCAAUAAUGGGAUCGAUCGUUUACUGCAUCCAUCAUAAAGACGGUUGCAAGUGGUCCGACGAGCUGAGGAAACUUAAGGCACACUUGAAUACGUGCAAGCACGAUGCGGUGCCCUGCAGCAACAAGUGCGGCGCAAUGAUCCCUAGAGUCCUCAUGGAGGACCACCUGAAGUACACCUGUGCCCAGAGGAGAGCGAGGUGUGACUUUUGCGCCAAAGAAUUCACCGGUCAUACCCUCGAGAAACACACCGGUACCUGCGGCUACGAGCCCCUCUACUGCGAGAACAAAUGCGGCAUGAAGGUGCAGAGGCGGCACCUUGGCCAGCACAAAUUGGGGGAAUGCGCCAAGAGGUUGGUGGCCUGUCGCUAUUGCAGCAAGGAGUUCGUCUUCGAUACUCUUGGAGCUCACCACGCCAAGUGCGGAAGGUUCCCCGUGGCUUGUCCGCAUCGCUGCGAGACCGCUGUUCUGCCCAGGGAGGACCUCGAGGUCCACCUCAAGGACCACUGUACAACCCACCUGUUGUCCUGCACCUUCAAGGAUGCCGGCUGCCGCUUCAAGGGCAACAGGUUCUCUCUGGACAAGCAUCUCGAGGAGUCGGCCAAGAUGCACCUGAGCCUGAUGUGCAGCGUGGUGACCAAGCAGCAGCAUCAGAUCACCAGCUUGAAAUCCGCUAUCGGGAAGCUGUCGCUCAAUUACACGGGCACGCUGAUAUGGAAGAUCACGGACUACACCGCCAAGAUGUCCGAGGCGAAGGCCAAAGAAGGCAUGGAACUCGUCAGUCCACCAUUUUAUACUAGUCAAUAUGGAUAUAAGUUACAGGCGUCCGUCUUCCUCAACGGCAACGGGACCGGCGAGGGCAGUCACAUCUCUAUAUACAUAAAGAUCCUACCCGGGGAAUACGAUGCUCUCCUCCGCUGGCCCUUUUCCCACAGCGUGUCCUUCACCAUGUUCGACCAGACCGUCUUGGCCGAGAAAGCCUGCAACAUCGUCGAGAGCUUCAUACCCGACCCCACGUGGAAGAACUUCCAGAGGCCCAGCCGGGAGCCGGACUCGCUUGGCUUUGGCUUUCCAAGAUUCGUGUCUCACGAGAUGGUCAAGAAACGACAUUUCGUUAAAGACGACACCAUGUUCAUCAGAGUCAAGGUCGACCCUAGCAAAAUCGUCGCGGUUUAAGCUCGGCCCCUCGGGUCGACCGACGUUAUUUCUGUGAAUUAAAGGAAUCUUUAUCGAAUGUAUAAUGGCCGAUGCCGCAACGCGCACGUAUCUCUGAAAGAUCCCCGUGGCCAGGUGACCAUCUUUCAGGCUUUACGCGCGACAUUGUUGCAAUGACGUCACAUUUUGCGGCGAUAUUUUGUAUCGUGGCAAUAUCGGGCUCUGCGCGCAUCCAUUUGGAUAGGUUCGGUAAAUAUUUCUCGUGUAAAUAUUGGACUCUGAAUGGAGGAAAGUACUUAGGAACGAUGAUAUAUACGACAGGACUGAGAUCGAUUAGGACGUUGCAUCGACGUCCGCGAGGACGUGUGAAUAAAAUCGGAUAACUCAUACCGCGCAAACGAUAGAUACAUCACACGCAACUAGUAUACAGUUUUUGUCAUACUUCUGUAUGUUUUUGACACGUCUACUUUGUGUUUCGAUGAUAUUUAUAGCAUUAGUAAUUUAUUUUUACUGCGAGGUGACUCUACUCGUGCACAUCGAACUGGAUGAACUCCUUUGAUUGUCAUGCCUCGAAGACAAUGUAGGUGUUCAUGAUAUUUUAAACAAUGAUUCUGGUUAAUGGUUAAAACCCCGAGAAAUUGACGUCGCUGCGUUUAUGUCUUGUUACCGUCGACGUCGAUUGCAGGUUGGCAGUUAAAGUUUACGUAGGGAAAUUUCUUCACUGCGAAUGAUAUUACCAGCCUACGAUGCAUUUAAUUCUUAUACGUAUGUUCUUUUGAUAAAAUGUCGAGGAAACAUUUUAUACUUAAAGAUAAAAAUCAAAGAUUACUAAGGCCGUGUACUAUAUAAGUAAUAUGUAAAUAUUGUGAAAAGCGAUGUUAAACGGUGGGCAACAUUUGGAUAACUAAGUUGCUAUUAAUUAUACCAAUGUGUAAAUACAUCUCCCCAAUAUCCUCGGGAUCGAUAACGAGAAAAUGUGAUUGAGAUGCUAGUGACUGUAUGUAACACUUGAAACGAAGUACAGAGGUAAAAAAAAAAAGUUACAUAAAUCUUAA
Molecule: messenger RNA, 2722 nt
Organism: Orussus abietinus
Lineage: Eukaryota; Metazoa; Arthropoda; Insecta; Hymenoptera; Orussidae
Gene: Traf4
Product: TNF receptor-associated factor 4
Exons: 6
Coding region: 315-1688 (457 amino acids)
Biological process (GO): tumor necrosis factor-mediated signaling pathway; regulation of canonical NF-kappaB signal transduction; protein K63-linked ubiquitination
Cellular component (GO): plasma membrane signaling receptor complex
Molecular function (GO): protein binding; zinc ion binding
Source: RefSeq, a predicted model, not a curated record